UAUUCAAUUACCUCCGAGUGUUGUUCGGUAUACGAGGGGACUGACAGUCGUUAACACUCGAUAUAUGGUUUAAGUACAUGUGGUAGAUAGGUGAGUAAGUCUCUUGUUACAACAAAAAUAGAUCUUCUGUUUCUGUAUUUCAUGUGGAGAAAAGAUCACAGGACGGAUAUGAACAGUCGUCAGACAGACACCCGACUUGGUACAGCAUCACAUUAUAACCAACGGGGGACCGUCCGAAACAGAAAUUGAACCGAGGGUCCUAAACAACACUACAACCAAGCAGGUCAAGAGCAAAGGAAAAAGCGGGGCGUCCGGAGGAUUAUAACGAGAGCUGCAUGUGUUCUUGGAAUAUCUGUGUUCCUGGAGACCGUGAGAUGUUAUAACCGGAUACAGAACUAAACAAUACAAUACAGGGACAGCGUGACUUCUUGAUGAGGACAAUGGUAUAUGUAUUCCCAGGACAGAAUAGUUUGAACAGGACAAACGAUUUUUACUUCACCAAGCCACAGUUUCAGUAUGUGUUCUAGACGGAAUAACAUAUCUUUACGUACUGACUGUUUACUUCACCCGGAACACACAUACUGCAGUGAGUAGCGACUCUGGAGUUUACAGCGCUGUCCAGUACGUUUGGAUCAGCUUACAUUAGGGGCUACACGGAUUGUUUACAUCUGUAGUGCAAAUGAUGUAGAGACAGCGAAGACAAACGUGGACUGUUGGCGUUUGACAUUAUUUUAAAAACAAAAAUGCGUUUGAAAUGGAAAAUAUGAUUUUCAAACAGAAUGAGCUUGAUUUAAUUUAAAUCAAUACUAAACCAGCACUGAUAUUAACAGAAUCACUACUGGUUCUAACAGCAAAUACAAAAACUGUGUCAGGAGGAUGACUAUAUAUUUAAAGGAAAAUACGUUGGAUUUUAGGAAUUUAAACUUGGCACAGGAGCACUUUUUAUACAUGUUUUACACCCGGAUCUCAUUGUCACUUUACAACAUUGUAUGGAUCAAUGUCAAUCCCGUCCACUCCAACGUUUCCGCGUCGUGUCACGGAAAACAAACACAUACAGUGCAUAGUCAAGGACUGACUCGAAAACUCUUGAUUUGGCUGUGAUUGUUACUAAGGCACAACUAAUAAAAGUAAUCUUUUUUCAAAGACCACUGUGACCCUCCUGGGAGAAUCUUUUAAAGAAGUAUUCCUUACCGAGAGGAAAAGGAACCUUGACGCCGUGAGAAGUUCUAUACACAAAACAACUUUGCCGAAAUACGACCAACAGCGAGCACUUAAGAAGGUAUCGAUAAUGGAUACGCUAAGAGUGGGCCAUGUUACGGGUAUACACCCCCGCGUCGUCCCACCCCACGACAACCGGAAGGAGUCCGCUUACUCGUCAAUCACACGCUGACGGCCUCAGACGGCAGAUCGUGGACAUGGUCCAGCAGCAAGGUCUGACCACCUCGAUAUCGGAUACAGUCGGACAGACCUCCGGACAGACAACAGCAGAACCGACGGACCAGCCGUUGGAACCGACACCUACACCGGAACCGACAACCGUCAUUUAUCAAAUCAGGAAAAAAGGCGGGAUCGCCAGUACCAAGCAAGCAGACGACAGAACUGACAAGAAAAACGACAAUUUAAAAAAGAUUCAUUUAAAAAUUUUACGUGAGACUAGAGGUCGUGGGUCACGUUCCUUUCCCGCUAUUGACGAUCAAUUUCGGGACAGUCCAAUAAAUGACGAGAACCGAAAAGACCCGUUCAAGCGACCCAAAACAAUAGCAGCCGGGGAUACCAAACCUAGUGCUGUUCCAAAAGUGUCGUUCAGAUUAAAUGACACUAAACCCCAACCUUUGGCAGAAUCAUCCAAUACCGGGAUGCAGUCAAAUGUGAAUAAUUCAGUUGAUUCCAAGUAUGAAAUUCGUGGUAGUGCGAUUCGGUCUAGCAGGGACAACAAAUCAGCGCCUGCGUAUCGCUCAUCAGAGGCUUCCAAACGUCAUAUGACAAUUCACACGUCAUUACAGCUGUUUAAACGGAAGUUAAAAUUGAACCACCCCGACAGCUACAUACAGCCAAACGUGAGCACUAACGAUUCUGAUUACGUCAUACGGAGGGUACCCCUCAAGUAUGACAGGUCGGGUGGUCGAAUAACUUCAAUGACUUCUCCCUCCCCACUGGAGCCUCGACUACAAGUGAUAUCUUCCGUUCCACGGCGUUCAAAAACGCCUGUCAAUCAACUGAAUGCUAUGGCGCCCGGAACACUUCUCAGUCGGCCCACAAGCGGGACGGAAGUGAGUCUGGUUGGCGAGGAAAAGAAAAUCCGAUGUUCGUAUCGACUUCCGGAUAACUUUAACUGGAGCAAGGAAGUGUCUUUCCGGGACGAUACGGAAAUGAUUCCGAACGUCAAUACGUACGUUGUGGAGGAAGGUCUCAAAAAGGCGACUCGGAAAUACGACGGCCAUGCGACACUAAGUACCCACAAUCUUGACGUACAUAAUGCCCUUACCUCUAAUAAUGACCGCAAAGUAAAACUGGGCGAGGGUGAUGAGGAGUUUGACCCACGAUUCGCCCGCUGGUUAGAGGAAUCUAAUCUGACUUACAAACCUAAUGUGCGCGCGCAUUCCUCCCCCGGUGUCCGGUUACGUCCGCCAGACCUAGACGGACACGAGACAGACAACGUUCACGUGCCACAUGACUUAGUAGAGGUUAGGUGUAAAACGCCCUUCCCAGACACGGAACAACCGACAUCAAACCGAGGCUAAGUCGACAGCGCAUGCGCAUGUUAACCAAAUGUUCUUCCGGCAGGAAUACGUGUGUUGUCCCGGUGAUGCUGAUUGGCACAUGAUCUUCUGAAUAGUAUAUCGGAAAAAACACGUGUCUGUUUAGCCAGUGUUUGUUGUACACCUCUGUCUCGUUUGAGAAACGGACUUGAUCAUUGCCAUUUUUUACAAUCAGAAAAGUCAUUUAGUACAUGUAUAUAAAUUCAAAAUUUCAUUUUCAUCGGGUUUUUUGUGAAGAAGACAAUUUCAUAAAGAGGAUUUGAUACCGGUAUGUUUUAGUCUGGUUUGAUGGAGAUUUCAUUACUGUGAUUAUCAGUCUGUGAUAUUAUGCUGUAGGUAUUUGCAGAAUACGUACAACGUAUUACAGUUUUAGUAAUUUAAGUUUUGUGAAAUGUCUCAGCAUCACCAGCAUACAAGGACAACUGUGUCCAGAAAAUAUUUUUUAUUUUUAUUUAAGAACUGUUUUGACAACUACAACCAGUAAACGAAAUCCCGAAAAUGAAAGUGAUCUGUAGCAUCGUUAGGUAUCAUACAAAAAUAGAUCCGUGAAUCUGAUCGGUGUAAAGAUCUCCACACUUUAAACAUUCGGUUGCCUUAUCCAUGGAUCUAUGUGUAUUAAUUAAAAUUCUGUUACUGGAAUGUUUCCACAUAUUUCUCUGGAUUUUUCUCCGACAGUGUAGGUUUAUCGCGGUCUUAACGGUUGAACCGGUUGGACUAGGAUUGUUCGUUUAUGAAUUAAGGUUGGACCCAGUAAUCUGAUGCUGCUUUCAGGCGAGUCUGACCAAGCCUUGUAAGGCCUGCAUAAGCUUUUGAAGGUUCGCCAAGAUUGAUACCCGAAAAUGUUACAUUUAAAAAACGGACGUACCGGUUGUUCCACAUAAACGAACAGCCCAGGAUAGAUAUCAUUAAAUUCUGCAAGGAAGUUGGAGUUACCUCCCUUGUAACGUUAUCUGCGUUGCACGUAGUCCAAACACAAACAAACAUUGUUAAACUACGCAAAUCACUUAAAUCCAUUCAAAGACAAUUACUUCCUAUUAUACUUGUAUUACGAUUAUCUUGGAUUAUGUGUUAUCCUUUACACGGAGCCAUUUUGACAGAGAUUUAAACCUGAAUAUGUUCCUAGUUUCAUAAAGUAACUUGAUGUAAGAUUUCCCCCAGCUUAAUCUCUACAACGAAAUUUUAACGGAUUUACCAUAGUUAAUACUGUUUCGUAAAGUCUGAGCCGUGUGAUGUAAAGCCCUAGUUGUGCUUUUGGGGUUGUCAAGCUAAAAAAUACUCGAAGGGUUCAAGGGGUGUGUCUGGUUCCUGAUGUUUCUUUGGCAAGUUAGAUUUCCUAAUUUCUCUAGAGUUAAGGAAAUAUCUAAAUCAAAACCUUAUGAAACUAAGACCCGAGGGUUAUAGCAGCAUUUUAUUCAAUAAGACGUUAAGCAUGUCGAAUGAUAUAUCUAAGAGCGUGGAUGAAGGUUUGACACGAUAACGCAAGGUUUCUGAGUCUGAGGUAGGUUUAUCGUGACCAGCGCAAAAGCCACAAAGUGGAACUCGUGGAUCCGGUGUGUUCUCGGGGCGGGUUUCAUAGCACCCAACAAAUGAGUCAUGGGUUCGGGUUCGGGGCUGGGGGAGGUGGGUAGGGUUUUGUUUAUCAUACCAAACAAAGGUAUUUAGGUCCCGGGUUUUAUCAUCACAAACAUAGGGAUUUUGAGUCUGGGGAAAGUUAAUCACAACAAAAACCAAGGAAUCCAAAACCUGGUAAUGUUUUGACCAAUCGGAGAGGGAAUCUGGUUUCCGGUAAUGUUUUGACCAAUCGGAGAGGGAAUCUGGUAAUGUUUUGACAAAUGGUAGAGGGAAUCUGGUAAUGUUUUGACCAAUCGGAGAGGGAAUCUGGUAAUUUUUUGACCAAUCGGAGAGGGAAUCUGAUAAUGUUUUGACCAAUCGGAGAGGAAAUCUGAUAGUGAUUUGACCAAUCGGAGAGGGAAUCUGGUAAUGUUUUGACCAAUCGGGGAGGGAAUCUGGUAAUGUUUUGACCAAUCGGGGAGGGAAUCUGGUAAUGUUUUGACCAAUCGGGGAGGGAAUCUGGUAAUGUUUUGACCAAUCGGAGAGGGAAUCUGGUAAUUUUUUGACCAAUCGGAGAGGGAAUCUGAUAAUGUUUUGACCAAACAGAGAGGUUAACCGUGACAAGGACAGAGACCUUAGCACGUAUCGAUACAUCCUAAUCACACACAGAUAACUGAGAUAUUUUUUUAUGGACGAAGUGUAUUUUUUGUAAAUAUUUUAUUAAAAACAUUUCAUUGUGUAAUUUAUUGUUAUUUAUUUAUUAGAUUUGACAAUGCAUAUGAAAGAAGAUUACUAAGGAUGAAUUCACGUUUGGCUUAGAUAUUAAACUAUUUACGCCGAGUUAUUACUAUGUCAAUUAUUAAAAUUAUAUGUUAAAAAACAACAUAAUAGUCAACAUUGUCACUUCCGCAAAAUGUGUCAAAUUACUCUGAUCAUAAUCUUAGAAAGAGUAAUAACAUUAAAAUACUAUAACAUAGAGUGCAAGCAAGGACAUCAUUUUAUACAUGACAUUUUUGGUAGCAGCAAUAGUCUACAAGAACGUGAUUUACAAGAAACAAUAUAAAUAGGGUCACCAAGUCAAUUCAUAACACUUCUUAAACCAAAAGACACUCCGGAUCCGCCUAGAAAAUAAUGCUUCCUUGAAUACGGAGGUAGAAAUACCAACAUUAAUCUGUUUUGCAUUGCCAGCUAUACAUAAUAACGGUAGUUCUUUAAAUUACGAGCUCUUUAAAGCCAAUUUACGAAAUGUCUAUUCUUUCGACACAGGAUGUCAUUGAGAUAGUUUUUAAUAUUACUUACCAUACUUUCACAAAAUUUGAAUGACCGCGUCAUGUUAUUUCGAAA
Molecule: messenger RNA, 5654 nt
Organism: Mizuhopecten yessoensis (Yesso scallop)
Lineage: Eukaryota; Metazoa; Mollusca; Bivalvia; Pectinida; Pectinidae
Exons: 5
Coding region: 1311-2741 (476 amino acids)
Source: RefSeq, a predicted model, not a curated record